This is a messenger RNA of Symphalangus syndactylus (siamang), 4130 nucleotides long. It is a transcript of the gene SLC38A7, whose product is annotated as solute carrier family 38 member 7. Gene Ontology annotation, cellular component: membrane. Gene Ontology annotation, biological process: amino acid transmembrane transport. NCBI's taxonomy places the organism in Eukaryota, Metazoa, Chordata, Mammalia, Primates, Hylobatidae. Gene Ontology annotation, molecular function: L-glutamine transmembrane transporter activity; L-asparagine transmembrane transporter activity. The record is from RefSeq and is a predicted model, not a curated record.
CUCCACCCAGUCCUAGGCCGGGAUCGAGUCCCGGAGCUCCUCCCCAGUUUACCCCACAGUAGCCCACUCUUCUCGCUCCAGGCCUGGGAAUCGCCCCGCCCCGGCCUCCUGGCCCGGGUGCACCCUGGCUCACCUCACAAAGCCUCACCUCACAAAGCAGCCCACCCUUUCUAUCUCAGGGCUCCAACCCCAGGCACACUCCAGUUGGGAUCUGAGGGGCCUACAUCGCUGGCCUGAGCAUGUGGGCAUCAGGCUUCUAUUCUGGCUCUGCCAGCUACCGACUGUGACCUUAGUCUAACCUCUCCCUCCUGGGCCUGUUUUCCUAUCUGUCCUGAAGCUCCAUUCCAUGAGUAAGCGUGAGAGCCGCUCAGUUUCCUCCAGCUCUGCUGAAGCCAGCACAGAAGUAGCCCAAACUCUUCCCUCUAAUGACAGCAAAUUUUAGGCAAAGUCUUGAGAAAGAAGAAAUUGGGGCCAGAAAGGGAAGUGAGGAGAAUCAGAUCCCAGACCUUUGGGGAGAAGGAGCAACCCCCUCUGGCACAGCCCAUCAGGGAGAAAGAGCAGGUUGAGAAGAGUCCUAGGCUAACAGCCCCAAACAGGUGGGUGUUGCUCAGCUGCCUGGGGCAUGUGGUUGUAAGGCGGAACCCACAGACCUUGCAGGAAGAAGGCUCUUGGGGCCAUGGCCCAGGUCAGCAUCAACAAUGACUACAGCGAGUGGGGCUUGAGCACGGAUGCCGGGGAGCGGGCCCGGCUGCUGCAGAGUCCCUGUGUGGACACAGCCCCCAAGAGUGAGUGGGAAGCCUCUCCUGGGGAUCCGGACAGAGGCAUCACUUCCACACUUGGGGCCGUCUUCAUUGUCGUCAACGCGUGCCUGGGCGCAGGGUUACUCAACUUCCCAGCAGCCUUCAGCACUGCGGGGGGCGUGGCAGCAGGCAUCGCACUGCAGAUGGGUAUGCUGGUUUUCAUCAUCAGUGGCCUUGUCAUCCUGGCCUACUGCUCCCAGGCCAGCAAUGAGAGGACCUACCAGGAGGUGGUGUGGGCUGUGUGUGGCAAGCUGACAGGUGUGCUGUGUGAGGUGGCCAUCGCUGUCUACACCUUUGGCACCUGCAUUGCCUUCCUAAUCAUCAUUGGCGACCAGCAGGACAAGAUUAUAGCUGUGAUGGCGAAAGAGCCGGAGGGGGCCAGCGGCCCUUGGUACACAGACCGCAAGUUCACCAUCAGCCUCACUGCCUUCCUCUUCAUCCUGCCCCUCUCCAUCCCCAGGGAGAUUGGUUUCCAGAAAUAUGCCAGCUUCCUGAGCGUCGUGGGUACCUGGUACGUCACAGCCAUCGUGAUCAUCAAGUACAUCUGGCCAGAUAAAGAGAUGACCCCAGGGAACAUCCUGACCAGGCCGGCUUCCUGGAUGGCUGUGUUCAAUGCCAUGCCCACCAUCUGCUUCGGAUUUCAGUGCCACGUCAGCAGUGUGCCCGUCUUCAACAGCAUGCGGCAGCCUGAAGUGAAGACUUGGGGUGGAGUGGUGACAGCUGCCAUGGUCAUAGCCCUUGCUGUCUACAUGGGGACAGGCAUCUGUGGCUUCCUGACCUUUGGAGCUGCUGUGGAUCCUGACGUGCUCCUGUCCUAUCCCUCGGAAGACAUGGCUGUGGCCGUUGCCCGAGCCUUCAUCAUCCUGAGCGUGCUCACCUCCUACCCUAUCCUGCACUUCUGUGGGCGGGCUGUGCCUCAUUCAAGCCAAACUCUCCGAGAUGGAAGAGGUCAAACCAGCCAGCUGGUGGGUGCUGGUCAGCUACGGAGUACUCUUGGUCACCCUGGGAGCCUUCAUCUUCGGCCAGACCACAGCCAACGCCAUCUUUGUGGAUCUCUUGGCAUAACCACUGCCUCCCAGGGAACACAAGGCCUUUGCCAUUGGCCGCAGGAACCCAUCUCUUAGAGCUAUGGGGCCAUGCUUAGCCCACGAUCAUUCCAACUGGUGGGAUGACAUCCGGACAUCCUCUUCCAGGGAGUGGGGCAAACUCAGGCCCCACACCUCUGGACAGCUCAAACCCAGUCGCUUUCCUGUUCCCCGGUCCUGGCAGUGCCGUGGAUGGCGGCAGGAAGUCUCACAUCAUAGAGGAACCUUCCUCCUCUCCCAGUUCUCAAUUUCUCCAUGCCUGGAAUCCAUGGGUGAAGAGAAUCGGUAGAUCUCAUAAGAAAGAAUCCAGUCUGACUUCCCUCUGGAGAAUGACUAUGGACAGAAAGCCACCAUCCUCCACAGAGCACCCUGUCCUGAGUAGGGGCUGUGCUCAUUACCCCAGGCCAGUGGUAGCUUCUUCAGGAGUCUGGCCACUUCCAAAGGUAGCACUGAAGUCGUGCAAAUGCAUAGUCAGGUAGAUUCAGACCUUGUCCACACCUUCCUGGGCAACCCCCACCAUGAACCUAUCAGCCUCUUUCCCAUAGCUAAUAGACAUUUCCCAGGCCUUGAGGGGCCCCACCCUGUCUCUUUCAUCAAACCUGAUGGUCCAGGCUGGGCAUCCCUCUCCUCCUCCAUCCCCAGACCUCACCAGGUCUAAUGUUUACAAACGGUGCCAGCCCGGCUCUGAAGCCAAGGGCCAUCCCGUGCCACGGUGCUGUGAGUAUUCCUCCAUUAGCUUUCCCCAUAAGGUUGGGGGUAUCUGCUUUUCUGUCUGAGACGGGCCUCUCUUUUCAGAGGCCCCAGGGUGGGUGAGGGAGAAGGCUGAGAACCUUUCAGACCCUCUGUGUGGGCUGGGCUGGUCAGAAUCAGGGUGUACCUCCCCAACACCUUCUUUUUCAGUGAUGUUUUCUCUUCUCCCUCCCUUUCUUCUGCCUCCUCCCCCGCCAGCCCUAGCGUGACUACCCAGAGACAAAAAAAAAAAAAAAAAGGCAGGACUGGGCACGGUGGCUCGCGCCUGUAAUCCCAGCACUUUGGGAGGCCAAGGCGGGCAGAUGACUUGAGAUCAGGAGUUUGAGACCAGCCUGGCCAACAUGGCAAAACCCCAUCUCUACUAAAAAUACAAAAAAUUAGCCAGGCAUGGUGGCAGGCAUCUGUAAUCCCAGCUACUUGGGAGGCUGAGGCAGCAGAACCGCUUAAACCCAGAGGCAGAGAUUGCAGUGAGCUGAGAUCGUGCCAUUGCACUCCAGCUUGGGCAACAAGAGUGAAACUUCAUCUCAAAAAAACAAAAACAAACAAAAAGGCAGCUAGGUUGUCACUGAUGGGCAGCAUUUGAGCCUGCCACACUGGCCUGGAAGUUUCCCUUCCAGUCUGGAUUUUGUCUGCUCCUUCCUUCCCCCUCACUCCAUCACCUCUUCACCUCCCAUCCCAUUUCACUGUGUAGCUCAGUCUCUCCCACGCACAUAAUUGGGAGCAGUGUGAGCUCUUACCAGCCUCCUGAGCAACGCAUGUCCGUCAGGCCUGGCCUCAGUGGCCAGCCACAUUGAUGUCACACUGGAAUUGUUACCCCACACAGGGUGAAGAGAUAGGCUAUCUCCCCACCUCCCACCCCACUCCCCACUAUAUUCCCGUUUUGACCACCUCAGCCCCUCAGCUGCCCCCUCUCACUUUGGCCAAUCCCAGGCACCAAUCAGACUUCCUCUUCCACCUGGAGCCCCUAGCAUUUCCUUGUCCCCUCUUCCCCAAAACCUCUGUACAGGGUAUGAGAGGGACCCCCUGCCCAGCUGCCCACCACUCAGGGCAGUCUGAUCUAAGAAGCAGAAGCCGGUUGGAGGCUGGCUGGGCUUCUGUCCAGUCCCCAGAUGGAUAACCUGCCUUUUCUCACAUCCCCUCUUGGUGCCUGAUCUUCUCUGCCCCUGGGGCCAGACCCACUGUGCUGUUUUCUGUCAGUCUCUGGCACAGCACCAAGCUCUGCCAGCACCAGUCCCUGACAGGGCUAGGAGGACAAUCUGGUCAGCAGGGCUGCAGUCCCUCAGUGCCAUGUUUCGGGGGUUGAGGGAUGUAAGUGGAGUCAUUGCACAGAGACAGACCAGUCAGAAGGAGCUGGAAUCUGGCCUCUUGUCCUAACCUCAGGAGCCCCCUCCCAUCCUCUCCCCACCCUCCCUGUCGGGGUACUUCACUGUUUCUUUUCUACUUGUGUAUACCCGGGAAAGGGAAGAUGGUUAAUAAAAGGGAUUUGUGCUGCUGA